UAUACACACUUCACUACUUCAGGGACCUCACUCAGAAAUUGGAGAAAGCUUUCUCCUUUCUUCCUCUGUAGAAUUAGGGUAUCCAAAGCUUUCUCCUUUAGAAUUGGGGUUUGCAGAGAAGGAACAAAAAUGGAAGAGACGAUCUCGGAUUUGAAAGAAUCGGAGGUGAACCACAUUGCUCUGGCCGAAGCAUUCGAGAAUUUGCGAGCCCGCUGCAAGCAAAUUGGGGACCAGUUCAUCUCGACCCGGAGCACAAUCUCGACCCGGUUUAAGGAGCUCCAGACCCGCGAGGAGGAAAUCGGGCGCCGGGAGAAGGUUCUGGAAGAGAAAGAGUCCGGCUUUAAGUCGAAGGAGGAGGAGUUGGAUGCGAUUGAGGAGGCCAUUACAGAGAAGCUACUGGAGUUUGAAGAAGGUAAGACCCAAUUGGAAAGACUUAAUUUUUUGAUUGAUGAUAAAGAGAGGAGGGUUUUGGAAAUUGAGGAAUUGAUCAGGGUAAAAGAGAGGGAGUGUGAUUUGAUCGAAAAUCGUAUCGAAAAGGGCACCAAUAUGAUGAUUAGGAUUGAGGAGAGUAUUAAAGAAAUGGAUUUGAAGGUGAAAGGUUUUGACUUGCAUAAGAAAGAAAUGGAGGAUUGGAGCGGUAAGCUUGAAUUGAAAGAGAAGGAACUAGAGGGGUUGUUUGAGAAGCUUAGAUUGAAAGAGGCGUUAUUAGAACCAAAUGUAGUAGAGCUUCAUGUUCUUGCUAACAGCGUCGAAGAGUGCCUCAAUGAAGCUCAAAGGAGGGAGAGGGAAGUUGAAUUGAAAGAGAGACGAGUUGAAUUCAAAGUUAAGGAAGUAGAGUUGGCUGAGAUGAGGGUCAAUGAGUGCCUCAAUGAAGCUCAGAGGAAAGACAGGGAAGUUGAAUUGAAAGAGAGACGAGUUGAAUCAACAGUUAAGGAAGUUGAGUUGGCUGAGAUGAGGGUCAAGGAAUGCCUCAAUGAAGCUCACAGGAAAGAGAAGGAAGUUGAAUCGAAAGAGAGACGAGUUGAAUCGAAAGUUAAGGAACUUGAGUUGACUGAGAUGAGGGUCAAGGAAUGCCUCAAUGAAGCUCACAGGAAAGAGAAGGAAGUUGAAUCGAAAGAGAGACGAGUUGAAUCGAAAGUUAAGGAACUUGAGUUGACUGAGAUGAGGGUCAAGGAACGCCUCAAUAAGGUUGAAUUGAAAGAAGAGCAUUUUUGUUUAAUGGAGAAGUUGAUAGAAGAAAACAAAAGACGUUUGGAUGUACUCAUGAAGACCUCAGAAGAGCGGGAAAAACACUUGGAUUCACUCCAAAAGUCAGUGGAAGAGCGUGAAAGGAAUUUGGAUUUGGUAUCUGAUCAACUUAAAAGGAAAGAGAGGGAACUUCAACAGCAGGCUGAAGCGCUUGAAUUGAACCGGGCGCAAUUUGAUUCUCAAGUGAAGAUUCAGCAGUUGGAAUAUACACCUGGGGCUGAGAAUGCUGCUGUUGCUUCAUCUGUGACCAACAACAUUUCUUCCCUUGUCAAAGCGGACGAACCAGAAUCCUCACUGUCUAAAAAUGCAGCAAGUUUUCUUUCCUCAAAUCUUCCAAAUGCCACCAGUGAUGAAGGAUAUGUCCCAGGGUUUCUAAAUGAGAAUUUAAGUGAGAAUAAUUUCAUAGAUAAUGAAUUGGCUGCUUUUCUUCGGUUGUCACAAGACCCAGCUAAACUCGUGUUAUAUAACAUGCAAAAAUCCCUUGAUCAGUACUUAAGAAAUGGAUAUUUUGAAGAAAGUGUAAUGUCAGGUAACCUUUCCAUAUUGAAGGAGCUAAUGAGUAUUUCACCACAUGUUGGAUCUCAUCUGAAAGUAGAUGCAACAUAUCUAGCAGCCCAGUGGAAAACAAAGAUGAGAGGCAAUACCGAAAAUUCAGUGGAGAGUUUGGCAUUCUUGUUGUUUAUAACUCUGUAUGGACUGGUUUCUAUGUUGAAUGUAGAUGAGAUAGUAAAGCUUCUUGGGUUGAUUUCUCAGAAUAAAAGGGCUCUAGAAUUAUGUCAGACACAUGCUUUUGCAGUUAAGAUCGCUGAUCUUAUUCGCAGUCUUAUUGAAAGGAAGCAGCUGCCUGUGGCUGUUAGAUAUAUUUGCAUGCUCAAGUUAACUGCCAUGCUCCCCCUAGUACCACUUCUAGAAGAGUAUGUGCAGGAUGCAAUGGAAAGUUUCAAAGAAAUUUGUAGGUUUAGGAUUACUCCUGAUGAAAAGGUCAAGGUUUUAAAAAAACAAAUAGCUGAUGCAAGAGCUUUGGUUCAAUGCCUCAAAGAUUACAACCUUGGAUCUGAACACCCGUCCAAUGCCAUUGAAAUACAAAUAGUUCAGCUGGAAACACUGGCGGAGAAUUGGAGACUUUUGGUGCUGCCUCUUUGUCCCAGUAUCGUUGAUCAACACAAGGAUAGAAAAAGAAAGAAGCAUAAUACUAGCACUUCUGACCCUGAGUUCCAACCACAACAGCACCGUAAAAUAAAGAUCAGCUAUAGUCGUACUGGAUCCACACGGACGGUAAUUAUGGAGGACCAGAGUGUCUCGUAACUCUCUAGAUAAUUCUUAUGCAGAGUACUGGCUAUAGUUUAGCAUUACCCCUACUUGUACUGAUGGCAUGACUUAUGUGGAAUUGCUGCCCUUUUGGAGAACCUUGUAUAUUUUGACCGACAUUCUUGUCGAAAGCUAGGAAUCGUAGAAAUAGACGGAGGACACAUGGUAACUGUUAGUUGGCGCGGUCAGCUUGUGUAUGAUUCCAGGUUAGGAUGUUUAUGUUAACUUGAGCUAGUGUAGCGCUCCAAGGACCUGCAGUCCAUGUACCUUUCUUUGUUAUCUUUUAAUUAUUUUGG
Rosa rugosa (rugosa rose) is the source of this 2852-nucleotide messenger RNA. RefSeq lists its product as uncharacterized. The transcript has 4 exons. NCBI's taxonomy places the organism in Eukaryota, Viridiplantae, Streptophyta, Magnoliopsida, Rosales, Rosaceae. Bases 130 to 2553 code for a protein of 807 amino acids. The record is from RefSeq and is a predicted model, not a curated record.